Molecule: messenger RNA, 516 nt
Organism: Botrytis deweyae
Lineage: Eukaryota; Fungi; Ascomycota; Leotiomycetes; Helotiales; Sclerotiniaceae
Exons: 1
Coding region: 1-516 (171 amino acids)
Source: RefSeq, a predicted model, not a curated record
AUGAACGCUGAAGCUCAAUACUUCCAAUAUCUUGCACAAUCUGCUGGAACAGAUAGCCGAGCACGAAGAAGACCAACUCCAGAAUUCACCGACUGGAACUUUCUCACUGAAUGGGAGAGGUCAAUGCAACCCAAAAAGAAAUUCCCUAAAUCCCAGAACGAACCUUUGGAAGAAAAUUUAAGCAAUCCACAGGAGCCUAUCCCGAAAUAUGAUACACCUCCACAAUCACAAGAUGAAUCCCCAGAAACAACACAUGAAAUAGACGAACAACACAAGCAAUCAAGAAAAGACAAUGGAAUGUUCCAGAGAUACAUUAUUCCAGUUUCUGUACUCAUCGGGGCUCUUAUAUUUUCCAUUCUCAGCCACUCUUUCUUUUCGGCAGCCGGAAACUUCGUUAAGAAUGUAUUAGAAGCUUUUCUUGUGCUUUUUGUUUUUCGUCCCGAUCAACUACGCGCUUUGAUUGAGAUACUCUGGGGAUGUUUCAAAUGUUUGGAGAAUUUCCCUCAAUUUUAUUAA